Messenger RNA from Hemicordylus capensis (graceful crag lizard), 4927 nucleotides. RefSeq lists its product as uncharacterized. The transcript is spliced from 14 exons. NCBI's taxonomy places the organism in Eukaryota, Metazoa, Chordata, Lepidosauria, Squamata, Cordylidae. The coding region runs from base 596 to 1489 and encodes 297 amino acids. The record is from RefSeq and is a predicted model, not a curated record.
CCUGCUGGUCCUCCUGGUCGGCCAUCCAAGCAGCAGGCAAGCUGCUUUUCUCCCGGGCGCCUCUCAGCUGAUCGGCGGCUGGGCGGGGCUUCCAGGGAGGCCUCCGUGUAGGCCUCCGUGAAGCCUGAAUUCGAGUAGGCUGGCCAGCCCCAGGAAGAAGGCUGGCAGUCAGAGUGGCCACUCCAGUCCUCUGCAGCAGACCCUCUUCUUCCCAGGCCAGACAGCUCAGCCGUGGCCGGGUAGAAUGUGGAUUCCUUUUGGUGGUCACACCCCGCCCCCCGCCCCCUAUAUCCAGAACGAGAACAUUGAGGCGCUCCAGAGGAUGAUCAGGGCUUUGCUGGAGGAGGCCCCCUCUGUCUGGAACUGAAUCAGCAUCUUGAAGGACAGGGAACUCCCUCUACUUGUCAACCUGAUGAGCUGGUGAGGACUCAGCCGUUAAGAGUUCAGAGAACUUUUGCUCUCCACCUGAAAGAGACAUCCCACUUCUCAGAGAAGUUGAAGGUCACCCCUUCAAACCUGCACAUACACUUCACUCAAGCCAUUUCCAGACUUCUCUUCCUUGGGUGUGCACCCAAACGGACCAACUGCAGCAUCCAUGAACUCAUUCUUCUACCUGAAUAUUGGACCCUCCAGGUUGCGAAGAGUCUGCAGAUGCUGCAGAAAGUUCUUUAAGACCUCCCCCAGCAGUGACUCCGAAAAGGGCAAGCCCCCCAGAGGGAGGUUCUGGCCACGAAGCAAGCGGGUUGAGCCAACUCCAGCGCCACCUCCAACUCCCUCAGGCGGCACCCCGGCAGUCUCGGGAGUCACCAUCGGUUUGACAACUAUCCAGGAGGAAGUGGACAGAGCUGAGGUCAUCUUCAGCUGGACCCAGUUCCUGUCAGCAGUAAUAGAAGACGUCAAAGACAUCAGGUCGCAGGGUGGUCAGCUUCUGACCUAUGAUAAGGAUGAGGCUGUGGAAGCCGUACUGGAAAUUAUGGAGGAUGUCAAAAAGCAUCCGGACCCUGGGUUCCUGCUGCGGUUAAGCCUGGACGCCGUCACAGAACUCACCAAAAUGAAGCCGCCUAUGCCAUUCAAUCUCAAGGCAGCAGUCCUCAAUGUGGCGGUGUCUGGGCUGAACCAAGUGGACCCAGGGACCCAGGAGAACAUGGCAUCCUUUAAGAAGAUGCUCAGGGGGCUGCUGAAGGAGGCCCCCUCUGUCUACAGCACCAUUGACAUCUUGAAGGAGCUCCACAGGUAUAUUGAAUCAGAGGAGCCCCGGCUGCAGGCUCUGGGCCGAGAAGCCUACGUCUACGUCCUGCAGCAUGUGGCCAGACUGCCCAAUGUGGAACUGACCACACACAAGGCUCUCUUGCGCAUUGAAGAUGACUUGACUCAUCAUUUGAUUCAAAGCACCAUCAAAGAUGAUCUUGUCCUGGAGGACUUCAAUGAGGAGGAGGAGUCUGCUAAUUGUAUGAGUAUCAGAAUGGAGCGGGUGGGAGUGGUUGAAUAGCCAUUCAAUCUUUUGUCUUUUUGUUUGGUUUUCUAGGCUGAGAGAGAACAACUACUCCAACAAGAAUAGAACUUGGUUACCCAGUGGCAGUAGAUUCAGGACAGACUGCUUUGCACAAUGCAUCUUUAUGUUGCGGGAUUCCCUUCGAGAUGUCGGGAGUGCCACCGGCUUCGCUUAAGAAUUAUGCCAAUUAAUAGAAGAUAGGUCUGUCGAUAGACAGGUGAGCUCUGGGGAGCCCGGUGAAGGAUUGCAGGUAUCCCUCUGAGGGAAUGGAUGCUGAGGAAAAACAGAAGAAAGAACAGGGAAAGGCGGAGAGGACUUUCCCCAGCUUGUGGCCCAUUUUAUCCUCCGAUGCCAAUCUCUGGAAAAAAGAUACUUUCCCCCUGCUUAGUUGCCUAUGUGCCGUGAGCGUCUGGAGUUGCUUCUUGUGAAUGGGUUGGUUGGUGGGUUGGGUAUUUUUCGAUCUCCCCUUUAUGAUACUAGUUGGAAAGAAAGUCACUUCUGCUGUAUUAGAUUGACUGGCCUGGAUCAUGUGACGUUCUUUCUUUCUUUCUUUCUUUCUUUCUUUCUUUCUUUCUUUCUUUCUUUCUUUCUUUCUUUCUUUCAUGACAGGCUAGAACUACUGAUGGAUGGGCUAACAGUCCAAAUUCCAAAACAGCCAUCCCAGUUCCUAGAGGAAAGGUCUCUCUCUCUCUCUCUCUCAUUUUAUUGAAUGUAAUGGCCUAACUUCCCGAAAGACUUACCUGGAGUCCGUGAUGAGCCGGAUGAGGGAGAACAAACUGAGGCUCAAUCCAAGGAAGACAAAGCAUUUUUCACCAACUACGAAUGAAAAGAUUCCUCAGCCAAUGCACACACUACACUGUGCUGCCAAUAGAGUGUGGCCCGUGAAGCUCGUCACUCCCACCCUGAUAUCUCUACUGCCUAAAGUCCACAAAAAAGUCUCGGUCAUCAGCUCUGAUUCCAAAAAAGCUGACUUGGGUAUCUACAAACCUUAAGUCUGCACAGUGACUUCCAGGCCAAGACAGGGAUCAUUACCAUCCCAACAUAGACUCGAGAGACCGCUCCACUCCCAACAAGGGAGACCCCAGAGAAGUCACACCAAGAUCACCCUCCGAUCCUGAAGGUGACAUCGACAAAGCACAUAUGGAGCAUGAUACCAUCAACACUAGCUGAUCUUCUCAAGACCAGCUGCCUCCGGACUGAAAAGAGUCUCCUGCAUGAUACCAAUGAUCUAGAAGAGACCCUACGUGAUACCAACGCUCUCCGGGCCACAGGGAAUCCCCUCACCAUCUGUACUCUCCAAAACACUAUCCCAUAGGAUUCAGCAUAUUGCUACUGAGAACCUCGACACUGAGACUACUCUCCAUCUGAUCAUGCCCGAUCGUUCCACUAACUUCUUUGACGACAGAUCUGGCAUUGGUGAUAGAGGACGCUAUCUUCACCCUUGCUCUUGGGCUCCACAUCGAAACCAAUAUCCGGGGAGAUUGGACCAUCCAGACGCUCGGUCCCGAUCACAUUCUCCUCAGCACUGCCGGUCUUGGUCUCAGUCAAGAGAUCAAAGAACUCAACCACCUAAGCAGCCGGACCUUGACCCUCUACCACCAAAUUCCUGAACUGAAGAAUCCGCCUCAGAGGAAGAUGCUGAAACAGCUCUGGACAUCGCAUGGGGUUCCACACCUUCAGAUCCAAUUGGAGAUCCCAGGCCUCUGUCUCCCUCGGAGUACCUGAAGCUCUUUCAGCACCUGGAGCCAAGAAAGGGAGGGCUAAACUGAAUAGCAUGCCCUACCAUUUUUGAAAAAUGCUGGAACCCAACUUGCCCUCAUACAUACAAAAAAGGAUAUUCCCAAAGAGGUGUUAAUUCUCUUGGAAGGGUCAAUCAUGUGGAGCUUUGACUGCAAGAGGAUGGAUGGCAGAAGAAUCUUGUUCAGAGCUGUGUAGUUAUUGGGACCAUUUUCAGCAUUUUUUAAGUGCCAAAAUGUCUUCAGAAUCCGCUUACAGAAUUCAGCUUCUUGAGUCUCAGCUUUCUGUCCCUCUUUGAAACAAAAAGCCAAUGUCUAGGCACUGUGAUUUUAGAAAGGUACGCAAAUGGUUCUUAAGAGGAUGUUGAUACUGUUGAAGGACCCCUGGACCUUGAAUGCUGAAGGACCCUGCUAACGGGGCAAAGAGGCACCUUUUUAACAUGGUGAUUCUCUUCAUUUAGCAGGGGGAGAGUAACUGGCCCUAUCCACCCCCAGCACAGCACCUCCAGUGACUCUUAGGUUUCUUUUUAGAUUGUCAGCCCUUUGGGGACAGGGAUCCAUCUCAUUUAUAUAUGAUUUCUCUAUGUAAACCUCUUUGGAAACAUUUGUUGAAAGUGGUAUAGAAAUAUUUGUUGUUGUUGUUGUUGUUGAUUUCCAGUGUCCAGAGGCCACAACUUCAUGGCUGUGUACCCUUCCCUUUCCAUUCCUAUAGUCAACAGAAGCACAAUAGUUUUGUUCAAAGUGAGAGAAAGAAUGGGAAGUGGUUUAAUUUGCACCAGUUAUCCCAUCGCAGAACUCAACCUUGCCUGUGGCAGAAUUUAGGCUGUCGGUGCACACACAGAAUUGAGGCUGACAGCACACACAGUGCUGUCUGCAUGCAGUUCUUCCAAAUAACAGCAUCACAAGAAGUUGUGCUCCAGUUCAUGGCAAGGCUUUUUUUAAAACUGCAUUGCGUUAACCCUCCUCCCCUUUAUGUUACAUAGGUCCCUGUUUUCCAAAUCCACACUCUGUUGGACCGAGUUCAUACAACUCAGGGUACGUGUACCGUGUGAAGCCCUCCAGUACAUCGAAGUCAACCAUGGAAGAUACCUGUGAAGGCAUGAGACUGCAAGACCUCACUACCCAAUGUACAGCCCAAUGGGAUCUGGCCCAUAGAUGAAAGGGAAGACGUCAUUCAACUCUACUGACCUGUCUAUAAGACACAACCACCUCGAACAGGGAUGUCCAACUCAGGGUCCGUGGGCUGGAUCUAUCCUGUGGCGCUCCACUGUCCAGCAGCCGAGCAGGUCCAGCUGAUUCCUGCCGUGAGUGCCACCACAUUCCCUGUCUUCCCUCUCGCCAGCACCGCUGCAGCGACCGCUGAGCAGGGGCCAGGAAGUCCAUCACCAGCAUGGCCAAGAAGCGGCCCUUAUCCAGCCCUUCUUUCCCCCAUCAGGAAGUCAUGGCCAGAAGAGGUUUUCCCUUUUGAGAUGCUUUCUUCAUUUUGCCCAACAGAGCCAAUAAAGGAUGCAUUAAUUGCGGGAUUUUGUUUUCAGUAUCAUACAAAAAUUGGUGUCUUUCACAUUUUGACACCAAGCAAGGACAAUAAACGAUUUUCAUGUUUUAUUUUUCUUUCAUGUGUACUGUUUAUUGUAAACCUCCCAGAGACAUACGUUUCGGGUGGUACAUAAAUACGUUCAAUAAAAUCAAUCAAUCGAUA